Messenger RNA from Coffea eugenioides, 3226 nucleotides. Its product is annotated as putative E3 ubiquitin-protein ligase RF298. Lineage: Eukaryota; Viridiplantae; Streptophyta; Magnoliopsida; Gentianales; Rubiaceae. The transcript has 4 exons. The record is from RefSeq and is a predicted model, not a curated record. Bases 401 to 2965 code for a protein of 854 amino acids.
UCACAGAAGCUUUCCAUUAUAUAUAGCCUUGCGUCUGUGUUGGGGGGCUGGGGGUGUGUGUGUGUGCGUGUGUGUUUGUGUGCGUGUCCUGGGACUGGGAGCCUGUAUUGUAAUCCCCCUCACUCUUCACUGUCUAUACACAAAUAAUGAUGAUGAUGCUGAUGCUGAUGAUGAUGUUGGUGGCUGCCCCUGAAUUUUUCUGCGGAUUCACAACUUUUCUGUGACUGCCCUUUUCUCCUUUACCGAUUGAGUUUGAGCUCUUCUCAUUUGCAGUGGUUUGUUGCGUGGUAUCAUUGAUUUUUCAUUGGCUUCGUCUUCACCAUAAGGAGUAAUUUACAGGAAGCUGACUUUAUAGGCCUGAGAAUUGAAAUCUUGAUAGGCUGUUCUCUAGUUUGCUGACAUGGGUGAGAGCAGUGAUAUUGGUGGUAGCAGAGAAAUGCAUUCUUCUAUUUCAGCUUAUGGAAAAGGAAGUAAGAACAAGAGGAAGUAUUUGGCAGAGUUUCCUCUGGACAUGAUUGAUGUAUCAGCCCUGUCGUUGACUGAGUUCCCAAGAUAUGAGUUACUGGAGGAAAAACUUCGCAAUACCCAAAUUGAGCUUGCUCCAGUGGAGGCAAGGUCUGAUAAUCCUUGUCAAGAACAUGAAGUGGAAGAAGCUGACCAGGACGAAUGGGAUGAUCCUGUUGUUUGUCAGCUUCAGGAACUUUUAUCAAGUAACCUGCUUGAGACUUUCCGCAGUGCAAUUAAGAAGGUAGUUGAAAGUGGAUACAGUAGUGAAGUUGCUGAGCAGCUUAUUUUGAGGAGUGGCCUUUACCAUGGUACUAAGGAUGUUGUAUCAAAUGCUGUGGAUGGUGCUUUGGCACUUGUGAGUAGAGAAAAGGAACUAGAAACUUCAAGGCAUCAUGUUUUUGAGGAUUUAGACAGCCUGGUGAACUAUACAAUACUUGAGAUGAUAGCAGUGGUUAGGGAAGUUAGACCAUGUUUAACUGUGGGUGAAGCAAUGUGGUGGCUCUUGAUUUGUGAUCUGAAUCUAUUACACGCAUGUAUAGUGGAUAGAGAUCACUUGAGUAGCUUUUGCAUCCCAGAAUAUUCUGGAGAAAGCCCAUGUGAUUCAACAGUUUCUCCAUUGACACCAGAGGCUGCUGAAACAAGUGAUCAAAACCUCAACAAGUCAUGUACUUCGAAACUGUCAGCUCCAAGAGCAAAAAAUUCUCAUUCUGAGAUGCCUGCAAUUGCUGCAGUCAGUCAGUUGCCCAACUCAAAGAAUUCCCAUGUUCAUGAUGUUGCAAUCACUGGGAAAGAAGGUUUAGUUCCUCCUGGAGAAACGCGGGGGAAAUCCUUGAGCACUGGUCGGGAGCAUGUCCCUAGUGUAACUCAAGCUGUUGUAGAAGAAAAAGCUGUGCUUAGUCGAAAGGGUUCAGCAGGUAGUUCCAAGAGAGACAUGCUUCGACAAAAAACAUUUCAUUUUGAGAAAAGUUACAAAGGCCGUAUGUCUAAGGGUGCUUUCAAAGCAAAGCUGACUACCUGGGGUAGCAUGGUGUUGGACAAGUCACUGAAGUCACCGUCUGGCUCUUCUGGUGUGGUAAUGAAGAGUACUUAUUCAAAAAUAACUACUUCAAUUGGAGCUAAUGGUCCUCUUCCUGAUGGCAAUUGUAAUAUCUCUAGUAACUCCACAUCUGUUCACCAAGGGACAGAUGCACCUAGUGUGUUGUCUGUGGCAGACACAGUUUUCGCAUUACCUGCAGUAAACAAGAACAAUCCUACAUCUUCAACGCUUGACCACAAGCCUGCUGCAAAAGCCAAAACCAAUCAUACUAACUCCUCUGAAGUUCCUGAUUAUUAUGCUGGAAUUCCGUAUGAUGAGUCUCUGGGAAAGUAUGUUCCCCAAGAUGACAAGGAGGAAACAAUAGUGAAUCUAGCUUCCCACAUGAAAGCAUUGCAGAAAGAAAUUGAAGUCUGGAAGGAUUGGGCAAAUGAGAAGGUGAUGCAGGCUACUCGGAGGCUUAGCAAGGAUCAGGUGGAGCUGAAAAUGUUGAGGCAAGAGAAAGAAGAGGCUGAUAGAUUCAAAAAGGAGAUGCCAGCUCUGGAGGAAGGUUCCAUGAAGAGGCUCUCUGAGAUGGAGUAUGCAAUUUCUAAUGCUGCAGCUCAGAUUGAGACUGCUAAUUUGAGUAUUCACAGGCUUGAAAAUGAGAAUAAUGUGCUGAAAAGUCAAGCAGAGGCUGCUAGAUUCCAGGCAUUAAAGGCCAGUACAAAUUUUACUAAGGCGGUGAAGAAAGAGCAGGAGGCACUGAAGGGGCUGCAAUUGGCAGACACGGAGAAGAUUGCUUUGCAGGAGGAGUUAGCAACUCUGAAGCACCAUUUGGCAGAUUUGCAACACCAACUAGAAAAGGCAAAAACUCGCAAAAACCAGUUUGAGGCCCUAUGGAAGCAGGAAGAACGAGAAAAACUAAAGUAUUAUAGACAAGCUGAGUCACUGAAGAGGGAAACUGAACAACAGAAAGCUCGGACAAAAGCAGAGGAGGACAACCUGCGAGAGACAGAUGAAAGAAAUAUACAAAAUUGCAUGGAAAAUGUUAAGAAGCUUGAGAAAGAAAUUUCUGAGUUGAGAUUAGAGUCUGAAUCUUCAAGAAUAGCAGCACUUCUUGGGGGAGUUGAUAUUGGCUAUGGUAGUGGCUUAAUGGGUAGCAAAGUUGCCUCUGCUUGUCAGGGUUUUCAGGUGCCCAAAAUUAACAAGAGGUUGGCAGUCUUCCAGGACAAUUUUGGGGCAGGAAGUGUAAGGCCUGAAAGGGAGUGCGUUAUGUGUUUGACAGAAGAGAUGUCCGUGGUAUUCCUACCAUGUUCACAUCAGGUUCUUUGUGCAGAAUGUAAUGUCCUCCAUGAAAAGCAAGGCAUGAAGGAUUGCCCUUCAUGCAGGACGGCAAUCCAGAAGCGAAUCCCGGUGCGAUACCUCAGUGCUCAGCAUCCUUAAUAUUUUACCAGGAGAAUGGAGUAGAUUGUUCCUAGUAGAUAAUCGCUCAGCAUUUGCCAUGCUGACAUUUAUGCCUCUUUGGCCUUUUGGUUGUUGGUGGAAACAAAGUACAAGAGAAAAGGUAACAAAACUAAGAAACUGAAAAGAAAGAUGUUAAUAGUUGGUGCUGCCUUGUCAGGCUUAGAUGCAACUUUUUGAAACAUUUACUUAUUGUGCAUCCAUCUCAAUCAUUAUAGUGCUCGUUGCCUGCUCAAGUCUCAA